AAAGGUCCUUUGAAGGAGAGAAGUAGAAGAGAAGGGGUGAAAUUAAGUAUCCAUGGGAAGACCUCCUUGCUGUGACAAAGUUGGCAUCAAGAAAGGUCCAUGGACCCCUGAAGAAGAUAUCAUCCUAGUCUCUUACAUCCAAGAACAUGGUCCAGGAAACUGGAGAUCAGUUCCCAUAAACACUGGGUUGCUAAGAUGCAGCAAAAGUUGCAGACUCAGAUGGACUAAUUACCUCCGACCGGGAAUCAGGAGAGGAAACUUCACUCCUCAUGAAGAAGGAAUGAUCAUUCAUUUGCAAGCUUUAUUGGGAAACAAGUGGGCAGCAAUAGCAUCAUAUCUGCCACAAAGAACAGAUAAUGAUAUAAAGAAUUAUUGGAACACCCACUUGAAGAAGAAGCUGAAGAAAUUUCAGUCAGCUUUGGACCCCCACAUGGCACAGCAAGGCUCCACAACCUGCAGUGAGUUUGUGUUGAAAAGCUUCAAUGAGAGAAGGAGCACAACUUUUCCCAGCUGCCAAACAGAAUCAGCCCUGACAUUGAACCAUGGCGGCUCCACCUAUGCCUCAAGCACUGAAAACAUUGCCCGGUUACUUGAAGGCUGGAUGAGAUCAUCCCCAAAAUGCAGCACCAACAGUUCCUUGAUCAUCAAAGAAAAUUGGAACCCAAGCAGCAGCCUUGAUAAUAACAAUGAUGGCAGCAUUGGGAAUAACAGUUCAGCUGCUACGAGUUCCCUUCAGGGAUACAGGCCAAAAACAGAACAAGAUGGAGGAGGAGGAGCGUUGACCCCCAAUGAAGAAUUUGAGUCCAUUUUAUCAUUUGAUCAUCACAACAUAAACAGUACUAAUGUUGCAUGGGAAAAAUCAAGCUCUGAUUCUCCUUCAAGGGGCAAUUUCCAGGCUUUCUCUGCAGAUCACCUUCAUGAUCAGGGGAAAGUUAAUGCUGCAAUAGUGCUGGAGAGGAGGCAGAAAUUGGAUAACAAUAACAACCCUCCAUUGUCAUUUCUUGAGAAGUGGCUGUUGGAGGAGACUACUGAACAAGCAGAAGUGAUGAAUCAAAUGAUGGAACUGUCUUCAAUAUUCUCACGUUAAAUUAAUGUCUUCUUUGUUUUUCUACUUCCAAUCUAGAUUGGGAAAAGGAAAAAAAGGAGGAGAGGGGGUUUGGGUACAUCUCAAGGGUUAAUUCUCUCAAUUGGGAUCUCUUUCCAAAUUGUAAUUAUCCCUUAUUAGUGUUUAUGUUCCAGUAGUUUUAGUUGCUCUAUAUUGUCAUUAGUUUGUAUGAACUUUUAGUUUUCAGUAAAAGUAGCUGAUUAAU
Messenger RNA from Rubroshorea leprosula, 1310 nucleotides. The record is from the annotation of a GenBank genome assembly. Lineage: Eukaryota; Viridiplantae; Streptophyta; Magnoliopsida; Malvales; Dipterocarpaceae.